GCGCGGCUAGCUACCCGGACUGUCGGACUCUGCUCCUGGCCGGGCCAGCCCGGCUCUGGGGCGCCGGGCCGGAAACGCAGGCGGGGCCGGCUUACUCGCAGGCGGUGCGGGGCGGGCUGGGCCCUACCUCUUCGCCCUGCCUCAGUUUCCCUUUUCCAAGGCGUAGAAUGAAAAUCAGACGGCCGGGCUUGGAACUCUGACCUGUCCGCAGAGACCAACUGAUCCUAGCCAACGAAGGCACCCCGGGGUGCUGGAAAGCGUUUCCGUGAUCACUGCCAGGACUGGGUGGGAGGAUCAGACCUUCUGCAGAGAGGUUGACAGGUGGUGAGCUCUGCAGGAACCCUGGUGCCUGCCUAUGGGUGCUACGUCUGAGAAUGUCCAUGGGGAGAGUGGGUGUGGAAAGAAAUAGUGCAAGACAGGAAGGUCUGGAGGGCUUCUGGAAGCAGGGCCACCCUUGUCAUUGACACUCCAGAUACAGCCAGAGCCCCACUUGAUAUCCUGUUCCCUGAUGGCCACCUUUAUUAAAGUAAAAAUGCUUUAGAAGGAGGGAGAAGAAAAUGGCUUAUCUUGGCAGCCAACAGGGAUGAAUUCUACCACAGACCAUCCAAGCUAGCCGACUUCUGGGGGAAUAACAAUGAGAUUCUUAGUGGGCUCGACAUGGAAGAAGGCAAGGAAGGAGGCACGUGGCUGGGCAUCAGCACUGGGGGGAAGCUAGGGGCGCUCACCAACUACCUGCAGCCAAGGCUGGACCAAGAUACCCGUGGCAGAGGUGAACUUGUAACCAACUUUCUGACCACUGACAUGGACAGCUUGUCCUACCUGAAGAAGGUCUCCCAGGAGGGCCACCUGUACAAUGGCUUCAAUCUCAUAGCAGCUGACCUGAGUACAGCAAAAGGAGAUGUCAUUUGUUACUAUGGAAACCGGGGGGAGCCUGAGCCCAUCACCCUGAUGCCAGGAACCUAUGGGCUGAGCAACGCACUGCUGGAGACACCCUGGAGGAAGCUGUGUUUUGGGAAGCAGCUCUUCCUGGAGGCUGUGGAGCAGAGCCAGGUGCUCCCUAAGGAUGCCUUUGUUGCCCAGCUCCUGGACGUGCUGAACAACGAGGAGGCACAGCUGCCAGACCCAGCCAUUGAGGACCAGGGCCAGGAGUAUAUACAGCCCCUACUGAACAAGUAUGCAGCUGUGUGUGUGCGCUGCCCAGGCUAUGGCACCAGAACCAACACCAUUAUCCUUGUGGAUGCAAAUGGCCAGGUGACCUUCACAGAACGCAGCAUGCUGGACAAGGAUCCCUCCUGCUGGGAGACGAACACCUAUGAGUUCAUGCUACAGAGCUAACAGGGCUCCUGGGAGGCCUUGCCUCAAGGCCAGUGUGGACUAGAAUCUUCAUGGCCAUACUGCACUGCCCAUGACUCAGCCAGUGUCCUCCAGGCCCAGGGCCCUCUGAUCUGUGUGUUACCUGUCCAUGUCCCUGUACCUAGCUUAGGGCCUGCCUUUGUGCCAAUGGUGAGUGACAGAGUCUGAUGCUAGGGCUGGGAAGGCCCAGGUAUGUCAUACAUUGAGAAUGUACCUGGGUCUACCCUGCCUGUGUGCAUAGGCAUACACAUACACAUAUAGGGCACGUGUUAACACAUUUAUUGUCAUACACACGCACAUGUGUACAUGGAUAGGUGCACACAAAUGCACACGUGGGGUAUGCAGGCAGAGGAGCACCUCUUACCACACAUGGACUUCUAGCCAGUAGGUCUUUGCUCUGGUCAAGUGGCAGUGGUAAGCUUUUGUUUAAAUGGGCCUUUUCUUUCCUGGGAGCACAGAGUACAACUGUAGUUCAGUUCCUGACAAUCAGACCUCCUUCUGCAGAGGAGACAGGCCACAUUUGGAACUUGGAGCACAAAGAAGACAUAAGAAAAACCCAUUUUCACAACUGAAGCACAGCCUUAGAUAUCCAGUGACCCUGCAUGUGCCAGGGGUUCCUGUGUACAUGGGGUAGUUUCAUGUACACUGGAUGGUUUUAGGAUGGUGUAGGUAUCCCACGUAUCCUGGGAGGUUCUGUGUGCACCAGGGGUCCCAUGCACACUGGUCAUUCCCGCCAGGGAGGGCAAGUGAGCGUGUGCUGGGGACUUCUAGGCCCUUCCUUAUCCGGGUGAGCAUUGAGGGCUCUGAGCAGGCCUGUCUCAGCAAGGGGACUUAACUAACCCUUGCUGUCUCCCUUCUCCUUCUUGGAGAGUUGAGCUUCAUAGGAGUCUGAACUUCUGUGAGCUAUGGAUAAUAAAGCUUUGAGUCUGUGA
Molecule: messenger RNA, 2285 nt
Organism: Heterocephalus glaber (naked mole-rat)
Lineage: Eukaryota; Metazoa; Chordata; Mammalia; Rodentia; Bathyergidae
Source: RefSeq, a predicted model, not a curated record